UUUUGAAUGAAAAGAAACUUCAAGAGGUUGAUAGUUUGUGGAAAGAAUUUGAAACUCCAGAGAAAGCAAAUAAAAUAGUAAAGCUGAAACAUUUUGAGAAAUUUCAGGAUACAGCAGAGGCAUUGGCAGGGCUGGUUUUUUCCCUACAUGUGAUGAGAGGUGAGAAGUGGUUAAGUUGAUCUCCCUGUGGAAACCAACAGCAUAAUGCUGAAGCACAAUUCAGUAAAAGCUGUUCUGCAAGGGAUCAAGAUAGCAGAUGAAAUGCACUUGAAAUUCAAAUGAUUGGGAAUUUGAAUUCCCAAGGAGGAAAGAGCAAGUACCUGGCUGAUUAAGCACAAACUGCUGCCUGACCUUAGAAAUUGUGACAGACUUCCUGCCAGGCAUACUUUAAGUUCAGCCAAAACCCAGACAACUAGAAGAGCAUUCACAGCUCUGAUGGAGGGCAAAAUCAAUAAGCAGCUGAAGAAAGUUCUGAAGAAAAUAGUUAAAGAAGCCCAUGAACCCCUGGCUGUAGCUGAUGCUAAACUAGGAGGCGUCAUAAAGGAAAAGCUGAAUCUCAGUUGUAUCCAUAGUCCUCUUGUUAACGAACUUAUGAGGGGAAUCCGUUCACAGAUGGAUGGAUUAAUCCCUGGGGUAGAACCACGUGAAAUGGCAGCCAUGUGUCUUGGGUUGGCACACAGCUUGUCCCGAUACAGAUUGAAAUUUAGUGCUGAUAAAGUGGAUACAAUGAUUGUUCAGGCAAUUUCCCUGUUAGAUGACUUAGAUAAAGAACUAAACAACUACAUUAUGCGGUGUAGAGAAUGGUAUGGCUGGCAUUUCCCUGAAUUAGGAAAAAUUAUUUCGGAUAAUUUGACAUACUGCAAGUGUUUACAGAAAGUUGGCGAUAGGAAGAAUUAUGCCUCGGCCACACUUUCUGAAUUAUUGCCAGAAGAGGUUGAAGCAGAAGUGAAAGCAGCUGCAGAGAUAUCUAUGGGAACAGAGGUUUCAGAAGAAGAUAUUUGCAACAUUCUGCAUCUCUGCACUCAGGUGAUUGAAAUCUCCGAAUAUAGAACCCAGCUCUAUGAAUAUCUGCAAAAUAGAAUGAUGGCCAUUGCACCCAACGUUACAGUCAUGGUUGGUGAAUUAGUUGGAGCACGGCUUAUUGCUCAUGCAGGUUCUCUUUUGAAUUUGGCCAAACAUGCAGCUUCUACAGUUCAGAUUCUUGGAGCAGAAAAGGCACUCUUCAGAGCCCUCAAGUCUAGACGAGAUACCCCUAAGUAUGGUCUCAUUUAUCAUGCUUCACUUGUAGGCCAGACAAGUCCCAAACACAAAGGAAAGAUUUCUCGGAUGCUGGCAGCCAAAACUGCUUUGGCCAUCCGGUAUGAUGCUUUUGGUGAAGAUUCCAGUUCUGCGAUGGGAGUUGAGAACAGAGCCAAAUUAGAGGCCAGGUUGAGAACCUUGGAAGAUAGAGGGAUACGGAAAAUAAGUGGAACAGGAAAGGCAUUAGCAAAAGCAGAAAAGUAUGAACAUAAAAGUGAAGUGAAGACUUACGAUCCUUCUGGUGACUCAACACUGCCAACCUAUUCUAAAAAGCGCAAGAUUGAACAGGUAGACAAAGAGGAUGAAGUGGUUGAAAAGAAGGCCAAAAAAGCCAAGGUUAAAAUUAAAGUUGAAGAAGAGGAGGAAGUAGAAGUAGAAGAAGAUGUAGUAGAAGUGGUGGAAGAACAGGAGACAUCUGUGAAGAAAAAGAAGAAAAAGGACAAAAAGAAACACAUUAAAGAAGAACCGCUUUCUGAAGAAGAACCAUGCACCAGCACAGCAAUUGCUAGUCCAGAGAAAAAGAAGAAAAAGAAAAAAAAAAGAGUUAAUGAGGACUAAUGGAAGGAACCAUUCUUUCAAAGAUUUCUUAAUUGAAUCACCUGGAUACAUCAUGUUUAAGAUUCAGUCAGAAAUACACCAGAGAUGCUCUCUAAAAUAAUCAAUGGGAGGUUGGAUGAAACAAAAUGAUUAAUCAUCAAUAGCAUUUCAUACCUAUUUGUGUCUCAACAUCACAUCAACUGUGUUAAUUUUAUUAUAUCAUUAUUUCUUAGAAUAUUUGUUAUACAAAUAAAAAUAUUUUCUUUGUAUUUUAA
Messenger RNA from Lagenorhynchus albirostris (white-beaked dolphin), 2111 nucleotides. RefSeq names its product NOP58 ribonucleoprotein (gene NOP58). Lineage: Eukaryota; Metazoa; Chordata; Mammalia; Artiodactyla; Delphinidae. The transcript is spliced from 16 exons. The coding region runs from base 436 to 1857 and encodes 473 amino acids. The record is from RefSeq and is a predicted model, not a curated record. Gene Ontology annotation, molecular function: snoRNA binding. Gene Ontology annotation, cellular component: small-subunit processome; box C/D methylation guide snoRNP complex.